GUCUUGGUGAGACAUCGCUGGGACCCACGGAACCCGGAGCUCGCCUUCUAAUAAUCGACAGUGUCAUCAAGCCUGCGAAGUGUGGUAAUACUGACUACUAUAACCUGGUCUGCUACACAUGACAACGUGCGCCUAAGACCCACCUCUACCCCGGCAUCAUGGCAGACGACAACAUCACCAAGGACCUGUGUCAGUUUGUGGUCGACGCCACCUACGAGCAGCUCACCAGCCGCGAGAUCAACAAGCUCAAGGAUCUCGUGGCCGAUCUCAUCGGCAUAGCAGCCGGCGCAGCUGGUGUCUGCGACUCGAGCGAGCCCUUCCUUAAGGCUGUCGUCGCUCUCGGCGGCCAGUCGGGCAACUCGACUGUCUUCACCAAGGGCAACAAGUUUACUCCGCAGCAUGCCGCCAUGCUGAAUGCCGCUUUCGCUCACUCCUUCGACUUUGACGACACGCACGCCCCUUCCAUCCUACAUCCAGGGGCCACCGCGAUCCCCGCUGCCCUAGCCCAGGCAGAACUGUCCGGAGCAGAUGGCAAGCUGCUGCUACUUGGCAUAGCGGUCGGCUACGAAGUCACGUGUCGCAUCGGCAGGGCGUUGAAUUAUGGCGGCUACACGCGAGGCUUCCACAACACUGCCACUGCUGGCAUCUUUGGUGCCGUCUCUGCGAUUGCCAAGAUCAAGGGCCUUUCUGUCAUUGAAGUCAACAAUGCUUUUGGUCUGGCCCUGUCAAAGGCUGCCGGGUCGAUGCAGUUUCUUGAUAAUGGCUCGUGGAACAAGCGACUACACCCUGGCUUUGCCGUCCACGAUGCCUUUGUCGUCACUGCUCUAGCCGAGGCCGGCGUUUUGGGCGCUACCCAUCCGAUCGAGGGCAAGUACGGCGCCUUACAUUCCUACUCGGCGACUUCGACGGCAAAAGGUCUGACAGACGGGCUGGGCUCCGAAUGGAUCUUCGCCGCAACAGCCAUGAAGCCGUUCCCCGCCUGCCGGAUGACGCACUCGGCCAUCGAGGCUGUCGCGGGACUUGCCAAGGAAUCCACCGGCAAGACGCCUGAGCACAUCAAGGUCGAGCUGUCUCCUGGCUGUUACCCUAUCGUUGGCCCACCAGACAAGAACCGUAUCCAUCCUGUGACCAUUGUCGAUGGGCAAUUUAGCAUGCACUAUCAGGUCGCCAUCUCAUGGAUCUACGGCAUGGAGAUUGGCUGGCGGAUGUACGAAGAGGCGCAGAUGAAGAGCCCCGAGGUGUCGGCGCUGUGUGACAAGGUCGAGGUUGUCAUCAAUCCAAGUGUGCGAGACCUGGAGGCGCGGCUGACCUUUACUUGGGCGGACGGCACGACGACAAACAUCGGCCAGGUCUAUCCUAAGGGCGAAGAUGAACACCCUUUCUCCAAGGAGGACGUGCACAAAAAGUUUCUCAGCAUGGUCGAGCCUGUGUACAGCUCGGAGGUGUCCAAGUCCAUUCUGGACACCAUUGAGAAAAUUGACGACUUGACGACUGCGGAUCUUGUCAAAUUGCUUUGAGGAGGGAAUGUUGAAUCACCUGACUUUUCUUUUCCUUGGGUGGUUAAGCGGGACACAUUUGAGGCCCGAGGGCCACACAACAACUAUAGUAUUGUCAGACUACCACCAAAGAUUGGUUUAGAUCAACGUAAUCCACAAGUAACCCGCCAAUACAAGUGACCCGCCAACUUUGAAGGCACUCGUACGACAAUGUGUAAGAUAAUUCAACCAUAACGCCUUAAAUCAAUUGAAACUAUGAGGAAUCCUCUUCUUCAGAGGUAGAUACAACUUUCUGACACGUACGAGCAUUAUG
Microdochium trichocladiopsis is the source of this 1809-nucleotide messenger RNA. RefSeq names its product 2-methylcitrate dehydratase. Lineage: Eukaryota; Fungi; Ascomycota; Sordariomycetes; Xylariales; Microdochiaceae. The coding region runs from base 159 to 1517 and encodes 452 amino acids. The record is from RefSeq and is a predicted model, not a curated record. The transcript has a single exon. Gene Ontology annotation, molecular function: lyase activity.